Messenger RNA from Lingula anatina, 1536 nucleotides. RefSeq lists its product as uncharacterized. The record is from RefSeq and is a predicted model, not a curated record. NCBI's taxonomy places the organism in Eukaryota, Metazoa, Brachiopoda, Lingulata, Lingulida, Lingulidae.
CCAAUAAUGGUCGACGGGACGUGGUAAACAGAGCAUUACGGGCCGCUAGGGGAAGGAGUUGUUGUCACUGUGUGCAAGUGCUCGCUUACCUACGCCCUUGAUUCCGCCAUCGCCCUCUCACUUCAUCCCAAUCUCCCGGCUGAGAAGGACGUACACGCCAUACAGACAUGGACGGAGGACGCAUCGUGUUCCUGGCUGUCGCCGUUGCAGUCUUCGGCUCCCUGACGUCCGCUCAGGAUACAUGCGCCAAGAAAACCUACACCAUUGCUGUCGGACACGACUUCGGAGCCCACGAAUACAUUGAUAACACGGGAUAUUUGGCUGGAUUCCAUCUGGAGUUGAUUGACGCAGUGUGUACCGAGGCCGGCAUGGACUGUCGUACAGUAUGGGAUAAGUACAGCAAUUGUUGGGCUGUCACCGCAGGACAACCAGCACACGGCGGCAUGGGUUUGUUUGGGAAGUGGUACGACGCCUGUACCGGUUGGUAUAAAACAGUAGGUCGUGUACAGGUGUUCAGUUUCGCCAGGCCCCACACCAAGGCCCCCCUGUCCGCUUUUUAUAUCAAAAAUGGAGGCACUUCGGUGACCGUGUCCACUCUUACUGGAAAAACUAUUGGUUUCGUGGAAGGCUGGGCUAGCGAUGAAGCCUGCGUUCGGAGACAGCAAGGCAGCAGCACCUCAUUUACCGCUAAGAACGUCCCCACUCCCACAGAUAUGGUGGCCCAGCUUAAAAGUGGCGCAAUCGACGCUGGGUUUGCGUCCGUCCACGACAUGGCCCCUUACGCCAGUGAGGUGACCAAAGUGACCGGCGGAGAAUUCAGCUGCAUGCUCAGCGGGAGUAGCAUGAUGACCCGAAAAGACAACGACUUCAUCUCCAAAUGGGAGGCCGGCCUGGACAAACUCAUCAGCAGUGGGAAAUUUAAGAAAAUCUGCGACGCAGCUUCGAUUCACAGCAGCCGAGGCAGCAUCGAUUGUGUAAAUGGAUAAAAGGAAUACGACCCCGUCAUGAAACACAAUCCAAAGUGAUAAAACGGACAAAAUACACGCUUUCUUCAGAUGUUUUGGGCAAAUUAUCCAAGAGACUCAGAAUGGAGUCUUCACUACAUAAAAUAUGAUGUACUGAAGAAGGAAUUCACACUAUGUAAAUAAGAUGUUUUUGCUGAUACCUAUUGAAACUGGAGCGUGUUGUAGAGUACCUUAGCUGCUUCCAUAAAGACCCUUUUAUCAUUUAUCAUUUAAAUAGCUGGAACUCUACUAAUGGAAGAGAAUAUUACCUUUGCCUAGUACUUUGUUUUUGCAACUAGAUCAGUGAUAAACAUACGGCUUCAUAUUCUAGAUAAUUGUAAAUUUUUCAUAUUUACGUCAGGAACUUGCCAUACAGAAAGCGGCCAUGCUACUUUACUGAUCACUGAUAUAUAAAGAAAAACAUUUUGAUUAAUGAUAUUAUUCCUUAUUACACUUUACUUCAAUGUAACCUGGACAGGAGAUAAUUUUGUAUAACAAAGUUCAAGUCGAUUAUUAAAAGUAUAUAAAUAAU